This is a messenger RNA of Geodia barretti, 1579 nucleotides long. The record is from the annotation of a GenBank genome assembly. Lineage: Eukaryota; Metazoa; Porifera; Demospongiae; Tetractinellida; Geodiidae.
CCAGCGGCGCGCGCGCCCACCAGGUGAGGUUCUAAAUAAAGCCCACUUUCUCCCCAGCCUUUCCCCCUCAGUAGUCGCGGCAUUUUCAUGCAUCCCGGUGGAGUUCACGGAGGCCUGCCUCCAGGAUACUAUGGCCAGAGCCACGGCAUGUUCCGACAUCCCAGCUAUCCGGUUAGCCACAGCACCAACCCUACCUUCCAAAGUAUGACGGCUCACUGGAACAUGUCCGGACCAGUGUCUCACUCAGUCCCGGCCUCCAUCCCUCCUCCCUCCUCUUCCUCCACCUCCUCUUCUUCGUCUCGCUCCAAGCACCACCAUCACUCCAACCUCCAGGUCACUCCCUCUCUCUUUCGAGAACAUAACACGUCGUUUUCAGUCGGAAAUACGAACACGAUUUUCCAGCUGUAUACAUCAGGCAGUUUGCUCUCAGUAGCUUUUACAUUGUCCACCAUCUUUGUUCCACUAUACUGUACUGUUCCUACGGUCAGUUCAUUCGAUUCACUGCAGAUUCCUCCACCUCCAAAACCCCCCGAUCGUCCGCUACUGCCGUACAUGCGCUACAGUCGCAAGACGUGGGAACAGCUCAAGGCCGAUGGAAAGGGAGUCUGGGAGUCUCCUAAUAUAGCUCAAGUCGGUCGUCUGAUUGGUCAGAAAUGGCGGGAGCUAUCGGAUGAAGAGAAGCAGCCGUAUCACGAUGAAUAUGAGGCUGAGAAGGCAGUGUAUUUAGAGCAGAUGAAGGCCUAUCGCAGCUCGCCUGCCUAUAAGAGGUGGCUGGAGCUGAAACAACAAGCGGAACAAGCAACUCGGGAGGCUGCAGCAGCACAGGCUCUAUCUUCCUCCUCCUCCACCUCCUCCCAGUCCUACCUUCACCACCACCACCACCAGGAGUACGGUCCUCCUCCUCCGUCCGUUAUUGCUCCCUCGAGACACAGCAUGGAGAGUAGACUGCAGAUGAUGCAACAACAGCAGCAUGAUGACGAGGAAGAUGAGUACAUCACCAUGAAGCAGGUGGCUGCAGUCAGGUUCCACAGAAACCACCGUCUCAUGAUGGAGGUCUUCAGUGACGUGUGUGUCCCAGACCCUCGCACUGUUGUGAGCAAGACCCGUCUGGCAAUACUGACCAAACAGGUCCAGUCCUUGGAGACUCACAAGAGGAGACUGGAAGACGAGGUGCGACAACUGGAAGGCAAGUUUGAACAGAAGAAGAGACAGUUCCUGGCAAACUCGGUCAAAUUCCGCCGAGAGCUGAAGCGAAUUCACGGGAACCCUCCAUCUACAUGGAAGACUAGUCCGUUAGUACUGAAUGCCAGGGACAUCCCCAAACCUUCUUCUGAUGCGAAAUACGCCAAACUCUAAAAGUCUCAUACUCCCUCUCAAUUAGAUUGUAUCCCUAUCAUUAUCACCACUGAUUAGUCUUAGUUUCCUCUCCUGUACAUUGUGAUGGAUAAACUUUAAGAUUAAGGUAUGUGCAGUGUUAUUACUGUAGAGAGUUGUUCAUGAUUGGUGGCUAGUGGCAGCACUAGUUGAGGGCUGGAGAGUGGAGAAAAGAGCUCUUCUCUCGCUGUUUGUUCCAUGGCAU